GUAGAGAGAAUCUGGUCGCCAGCGAUGAAAUAGAGGGAUCAAGCUUUCUCUCUGGUCAAAGCUGGCAUUUCCUGUUUAAAACCCUUCUUCUCCUCUCUCUCCAAUUCCGUGAGAGGGAAUUAUACCACUCCAUGUUUCUCACUCACAUUUGAAGGAGGAGAGAGUUUUUAAUGGUUGAUUAUUGCAAUCCAGCCAUGGCUGUCGCAUCUCCCUCUCUCGCCGGCGGAGAGAGGAAGCAUUGGUGGCUCACCAACAAAAAGAUGGUGGAUAGAUACAUGAGGGAAGCGAGGAUGUUGAUUGCGACGCAGGAGCAGAGCGAGAUUGCGGCGGCGCUGGGGCUCCUGGAGGCGGCGCUGGCGCUGGCGCCGCGCAUGGAGGUUGCGCUCGAGCUGAAGGCGCGGUGUUUGCUGCAUCUCCGGCGGUUCAAGGAGGUGGCGGAUAUGCUGCAGGAUUAUAUCCCGAGCUUGAAGAUAGUCUCCUCUGAUGAUUCGUCGUCGAGCGCUUCGUCGGAUAACUCGUCGACUCAGCUAUCGAGAGAGCGAGUCAAGCUCCUCUCCUCCAGCGGCGACGAGCCUGCGUUCAGGUGCUUCUCCGUCUCCGAUUUGAGGAAGAAAGUGAUGGCUGGGCUCUGUAAAAACGUCGACAAGGAAGGGCAAUGGAGGUACUCGGUAUUGGGGCAAGCAUGCUGCCAUCUCGGCUUGAUGGAGGAGGCAAUGGUACUCCUCCAGACCGGAAAGCGCCUCGCCACCGCCGCAUUCCGCCGCGAGAGCAUCUCUCUCUCCGACGACAUCUUCUCCUUCAACAAGUUCCCGCGCUCCGGCGAGAAUCUGAUCAGCAACCAGCCCCAAACCCCGCCGAAGACCGAGUCAGAGAGCAUCUCCCACCUCCUCUGCCACAUCAAACUCCUCAUCCGUCGCAAGGCUGCCGCGAUCGCCGCCCUCGACGCCGGCCUCUACGCCGAGGCCAUCCGCCACUUCUCCAAAAUCCUCGACGGCCGCCGCGGCGCACCCCAGGGGUUCCUCUCGGAGUGCUACGUCCACCGCGCCACCGCCUUCCAAUCCGCCGGCCGGAUCGCGGAGGCGAUCGCCGACUGCAAUCGCGCCCUCGCCCUCGAAACCUCGUGCAUCGACGCCCUCACCGUCCGAGCCGGCUUGUUCGAGACCAUCCGAUGCUUGCCCGACAGCCUCCAUGAUCUGGAGCAUUUGAAACUGCUCUACAACUCAAUUCUCCGAGACCGGAAACUGCCCGGCCCCGUUUGGAAGCGGCAGAGCGUUCAAUACAGAGAAAUUCCCGGCAAAUUGUGCUCCUUAGCAGCCAAAAUUCAACAGCUGAAGCAGAGACUUGCCUCCGGAGAAACCGGCAACGUAGAUUACUACGCAUUGAUUGGACUGAGAAGAGGCUGUUCGAGAUCAGAGCUCGAGAGAGCUCAUCUCCUGCUCACCCUCAAACACAAGCCGGAUAAAUCGUCUAGUUUCAUCGAGAGGUGCGAGUUUGCAGACGAGAAAGACGUCGAUUCUGUCCGUGAUCGGGCCAAAAUGUCGUCGUUGUUGCUGUAUAGAUUGGUGCAGAGGGGAUACACCAGUGUAAUGUCGAUCAUUCUGGAUGAGGAAGCAGCUGAGAAGCAAAGGAAGAAGGCGGCCGCGGCCAUUCAGCAUCCGGCCCCGCCUCCGCCUGAGAGGGUGGCAGUUGCGGUGGAAAGCAAGGCCUUCAAAACUCCACCACCAUCAGUCUUUCAAGGCGUUUUCUGCAGGGAUAUCGGCGUGGUUGGUAAUCUGCUGGCGCAGGCCGGUUUCAACCGUCCGAUUCCGGUGAAAUACGAAGCUUUGAGCUGUUGAUUUAAAAGAAGUUGAAUAAUCACGGUGGUUUUGAAAUGUUAAUAGGCCGGCGGGAGAAAUCUGAUUCUGGUUGCAAUGUACAAAUCGUUAAACCUCUAGUACUACCCUCCCAGGAUAAAAAAUUUUGUUAUUAUUCUUAUCA
Molecule: messenger RNA, 1977 nt
Organism: Salvia hispanica
Lineage: Eukaryota; Viridiplantae; Streptophyta; Magnoliopsida; Lamiales; Lamiaceae
Molecular function (GO): protein binding
Source: RefSeq, a predicted model, not a curated record